AUGCACCCUGUCAUGGACGCCGAUUUAUUACGAGAUUUAAAUAUUCCACUUAUUUUUUGUAACAACCAAGAAUCAUCAUCUAAAUUGCUUAAAUUGAUGAUGGAAAAACGGAAAGAACUUUUGGAUAAAUCUAAGAGCCGCGAGGAGCUUUUGCAUGAUACAAGUAAUAAUGAACAUGUUUUAGAAAAGGAGGCUGUUGUGGAAACAGCUGCAAAAAUAGAGACGCCAUCAACAAUUCAACAAUCCCUUCCACCGCAGCAGGUUCAGCAACCAUUCUUGACAACCAUCUCUAACAUUUCUCGAGUGGAUGAUCAAAGUGAAAACUCUGAAAGCGAGGAAGAAACAAAAAUGUACAUUAUGGAAGAUGAUAAUUAUGAAAUUGGAGGUUUUAAUACGAUACAACAGCCGUUUUCACACGGAACAGAGCCAAAAGAAAUCAACAACCAAUCGUUUGAACCUGUCAAGACACCUCAAAUUUUGGGUCAUGUUUCUGAGCGAAAAGAAGAAAGCACAAAAACAGUGUCCUCUCCUUCUUCGGUUCAGUCCAUAAGCUUAUCAGCAACAUCUACAAUGGCUCCAUCAACUUCAAGCGGCAACGCCCCACAAGUUACGGAACCAAAGAAAAAACGUAAAAGAUCCAAGAAGAAGAAAGCAGAUGAAUCGCAACUAAGAAAGCGAGCUCAAACCUACACCUAA
Molecule: messenger RNA, 696 nt
Organism: Naegleria lovaniensis
Lineage: Eukaryota; Heterolobosea; Eutetramitea; Acrasida; Naegleriidae
Exons: 1
Coding region: 1-696 (231 amino acids)
Source: RefSeq, a predicted model, not a curated record